This is a messenger RNA of Microthlaspi erraticum, 3030 nucleotides long. The record is from the annotation of a GenBank genome assembly. Lineage: Eukaryota; Viridiplantae; Streptophyta; Magnoliopsida; Brassicales; Brassicaceae.
AUGUUGUUAUCUUUGGUGAGCAAACGCUCACUGGAGGUAGAUUCCAGGGACGCCUAUGGAUUUGCCCUGAGACCUCAACACGUUCAAAGAUAUCAAGAAUACCUUAGCAUCUAUACGGAGGAAGAGACAGAGAGGGGAGAGAAAUGGAAAAACUUUCUUGACCGGCUUGAUGAGUCCGCUGAAUCUAGUUCCUCGGAAUCAGAAGAGGAGUUUCAGGAGGCUGAUGGUCCGGAAGCUGGAGACGAGAGUGCUGCAGAGGAAGGUUCAAGAAACAGGGAAAAUGACUUACCAGAAAGAGAACUUGGUGGUAAAGAAGUGGAGCAUCUUGAACAAGAUAGCCCUGAUAAAGUUGUUGUUGAUGAGCUUUCAAAAGAGAGAGAACCACAGGUUCCAGAAGAACAUCAAUAUUUGAGAGAGAAGAGCCUUGGAAGAAAAAGCAAGCCUGUGAAGGAUGAGGAAGAGGAUUCUAAAUCUGAGGAGAGUGCUUCAGAGGAAGGUUCAAGAAAAGGGAAACAUGACUCUGAUAACUUACCAGAGUGUGAGCUUGGUGGUAAAGAAGUGCAGAAUCUUGAACAAGAUAAGCCUGAUAAAGUUGAUGAUGAGCUUUCAAAAGAGAGAGAACCAGCUAAGGAAGCACAGGUUCUUGAAAAUCACCAUCAGCAAUAUUCGAGAGAGAAGAGUCUUGAAAGAAACAGCAAGCCUGUGAAGGAUGAGGAGGAGAAAUCUGAAUCUGAGGAAGAGAAAGAGAAAGACUUUUCAGUCAAAAGUGAAAAAUCUGACGAGGAGCAAUCUGAAUCUGAGAAAGACAAGGACUUAUCAGCCAGAAGUGAAAAAUCUGACGAAGAGCAAUCUGAAUCUGAGAAAGAGAAGGACUUAUCAGUCAAAAGUGAAAAAUCUGACGAAGAAGAGCAAGAAUCUCAAUCAGUAAAGGAACUUGUAGAUCAUGUACACAUUCAAGAAGAAAAUGUAGAAGAACAGUCUGUAGCAGAAGCAGAGAAAUAUGGAUUGGAACAUGAAACAGAGAAAAAAGAAACGAAGCCCCAACGUCCUGUUAUAGAAUGGGCUCAUAUUAGACCUUGUCUUGCGUCCAUAGAGGAUAUGAUGUGCACUCGUGUUAAGAACGUAAAGUAUAAGAAAAAAAAUUCAGUAGAGGACCAUGCUUCAUCUAGAAAGCACUCACUGUCUUCCAUUGGAGAAUCUGAUGAACAAAAAACUGGAGAAAAUGAUGAGAAUGAGAGUGAGACAUCCACGAUUAGGUGCGAUUCAACAAAGGGAGAAAAUGAAGCUCAGAGUAGUGUUUCUAAAGAGCCAUUUUUCCCUUGGUUUGAGGAACUUGAAGUACUUGUUCGUUUGGGAGUGCCAAAGGAUCUCAGAGGAGAGGUGUGGCAAGCCUUUGUAGGUGUAAAAGCAAGACGAGUUGAGAGAUACUAUCAGGAUUUGUUGGCUCAAAUAACUAACUCUGAUGAAUGCAAUGAAGAUUCAAGCUCAUCUGAUGUUCAAAGAAAGUGGAAAAAACAGAUUGAAAAGGAUAUACCUAGGACAUUCCCAGGUCACCCUGCUUUGAAUGAGAAUGGUCGAGAUUCCUUAAGACGGAUACUUCUAGCUUAUGCUUGUCAUAACCCAUCUGUUGGCUACUGCCAGGCUAUGAACUUCUUUGCUGGCCUGUUGCUUCUGUUGAUGCCAGAGGAAAAUGCAUUUUGGACAUUGGUUGGAGUAAUUGAUGAUUAUUUUUAUGGCUACUAUACAGAAGAGAUGAUAGAAUCUCAGGUUGAUCAACUAGUCUUUGAGGAGUUGAUGAGAGAAAGAUUUCCAAAGCUCGUUAAUCAUCUGGAUUACUUGGGAGUGCAGGUUGCAUGGAUAUCUGGGCCAUGGUUUCUAUCCAUUUUUGUCAAUAUUCUUCCUUGGGAAUGCGUUCUGCGGAUGUGGGAUGUGCUUCUCUUUGAAGGAAACCGUGUAGUGUUGUUCAGAACAGCAUUUGCUUUAAUGGAACUAUAUGGUCCUGCAAUUGUUGCAACACAAGACGCAGGAGAUGCGAUUACUUCACUGCAAACACUUGCUAGUUCAACGUUUGAUAGCAGUCAACUUGUUCUGACCGCAUGCAUGGGUUAUUUAGCGACGAACGAGGCGAGACUGGAGGAGCUGAGAGAGAGACAUAGACCAGCGGUGCUAGAGAUUGUUGAGGAAAGAAUACAAAAGGGACGAGUGUGGAAGGAUAAAAAGGGAUUGGCUUCUAAGUUGUAUAGCUUUAAACAUGAAGGAUCUAUCUUAGAUGAACAAAAGCCUACUCAUGGUGAGAAUCCAGAUGGCGAUGAGACUCGUGCGAAUCCAGAUGGCGAAAAUGUUGUUCCUGAAUUAGACUCUUUACCUGAUCUUCAAGAGCAGGCUGUGUGGUUGAAGGUUGAGUUAUGCAGACUGUUGGAAGAGAAGAGAUCAGCUGUUUUGAGAGCUGAGGAGCUGGAGAUAGCUUUGAUGGAGAUGGUCAAAGAAGAUAACAGACUUGAAUUAAGUGCAAAGAUUGAAGAGCUGGAAAGGGAAGUCAGUGAACUAAAGCAAGUCCUUUCUGACAAAAAAGAACAAGAAUUAGCAAUGCUUCAGGUGCUGAUGAAAGUUGAGCAAGACCAGAAGCUUACAGAAGAUGCUCGUGUAAGUGCAGAGCAGGAUGCAGCUGCGCAAAGAUAUGCAGUACAAGUGCUUCAGGAAAAGAAUGAGAAGCUUGUGACUGAACUAGCUCAAAUGGAGAAGAGAUUAGUUACAGCAGAAACAACACUAGAAGCUACUUUACAAUAUGAAUCAGGUCAAAACAAAGCACUAUCAUCUCCAAGGUUUGGUCGUACUCAAGGAACUCCACAGGAGACUCUUAAAAAGAAGACAGGCUUCCUUUCAUUUGGUCUUGGCUGGCGCGAGAGGAACAAGGCAAAAGAACCUGAAGAAUCAAAUGGUGGCAGCACUAGUAAUGUAACAUCUGAAGCCAAAUCUCCAUCAAAAGAAACCAAAUCCGAAGAUCUUUUGAAUCCUGAGACAAGACGAUAA